Messenger RNA from Condylostylus longicornis, 3542 nucleotides. It is a transcript of the gene muskelin, whose product is annotated as muskelin. Gene Ontology annotation, molecular function: protein binding. The record is from RefSeq and is a predicted model, not a curated record. Gene Ontology annotation, cellular component: cytoplasm. The coding region runs from base 146 to 2776 and encodes 876 amino acids. NCBI's taxonomy places the organism in Eukaryota, Metazoa, Arthropoda, Insecta, Diptera, Dolichopodidae. The transcript is spliced from 11 exons.
AAUCUCAUUUCACUUUUGCUUGUUUUUGUGUAUUUCUUCGUUUUUUUCGUUAGAUCUUCGCUUUGCGACAUUCGUUACUAGGUUUUAUAAUUUAGUUUAUUUUCGGGUUUUGUGUACAAAAAAGAAAAGAAAUAAUACAAUAAUUAUGAUGGAAAAUUUGGACAAAUUAGAUUACGAAAUUUAUAAUUAUUCUUCUUAUUCUACAUCAUAUUUACCAGAAAAUAUUUUAGAAGAUAGUCCCAGUAAUCAAGCAUCAAGAUGGUCAUCAAACACAAAUAAUCCACCGCAAUUCCUGACUUUAAAAUUGAAGCGGCCGGCCAUUGUAAGACAAAUCAAGUUUGGGAAAUUUGAAAAAUCUCAUGUUUGCAAUUUGAAAAAAUUUCGUAUAUUUGGCGGUUUAGAUGAAGACAAAAUGUUAUUAUUACUUGAAAGUGGAUUAAAGAAUGAUUCAACACCAGAAAGUUUUUCACUACGUUAUACAACCGAAGGAGAAAAUUUUCCCGUUUUAUUUUUAAAAAUUAUGCCAUUACUAUCAUGGGGUCCAAGUUUUAAUUUCAGUAUUUGGUAUGUUGAAGUUCAUGGCCAAGAUGAUCCAAUUUUUAUGAGUUCUAGUUUAAGAGAUUAUAAUAUGGUAAGGGAAGUUGAAAUAGUUAAACUCUGCUUAAAACAUUUUCGUCAACAAGGUUAUGACAAUGCUUUCAAGGCGCUUCAAGAACAAACAAACGUUCGGCUUGAGCAUCCAAUUAUAACAGAAUUGCAUGAAUGUUUAGUAAUUAAUGGUGAUUUCCAAAAGGCGGAACAAUUUAUUGAACAUUGUGUUAAUGAUGGUUUAAUGGAUAGUUAUAUGGCUAAACAAGAUUAUAAACAUUCAUGGAAAAUUCAGGAAACUUUAAGUACCAUACGUCCCGGAACAAGAGGUGGUCAUCAAUUAGUUAUUGAUCCUAAGAAGCGAUUAAUAUAUCUAUACGGGGGUUGGGAUGGCUUUCAUGAUUUGAGCGACUUAUGGUGCUUUGAUAUUGAAAAGAGUACAUGGACUUUAAUAUUUGAGAAUUCUGAGUUAUUUGAUGGACCAAAAGCCAGAAGUUGUCAUAAAAUGGUGUUCGAUCCAAUUAGUGAGAAUAUUUUUAUGAUUGGAAGAUAUUUAGACAAUUCAAUAAGGACUAUAGACUAUGUUAAGAGUGACUUUUAUCUGUACGAUACAAAAUCAAGGACAUGGCUGCAAAUUUGUGAUGAUACAAGUCAAGUUGGCGGUCCGCAACUAAUUUAUGAUCAUCAGAUGUGUAUUGACAUAGAGAAAAGAACUAUUUAUGUUUUCGGAGGAAAAAUUUUAACUCCAAAAAGUGUCAAUCAAGCUUCAUCUGAACCGGAAUACUCUGGACUAUUUUCCUAUCAUAUUGCAACAAAUACAUGGACACAAAUUUUAGUUGACUGUCAUCAUCAGAGUGCUUCCUUGACCGAUGUUUUAUCAAUUAAAUCCCGUGUAACCCACUGUAUGGUGUUUCAUAAUAAAAAUCGUAAGCUUUAUAUAUAUGGUGGACAACGGGGUAAGGAAGAAAUAGAUGAUUUUAUUUCAUAUGAUGUUGAUACCCAAAUGAUCAAUGUUUUAAACCCAAACAAUUGUGGAAAUCUUUAUAAAAGCGAACCACCAGCUGGAUUUACUCAGAGAGCCACUAUAGAUUGUGAAAGGGAUGAAAUAUAUGUUUUUUCCAGCUUAAGUAAACAGAAGGAAAAGCGGGAUCCCCAACAAAUUGACGCAUCUAACUCUUUUUGGGUGUAUUCUUUGAGAACUAACAAAUGGUCAAGAAUUUAUACAUGUAAACAUGCUAGUGAUCAGUGCUAUAAUAAAAUAGACAAAGGUGACAAACAUGCAGAACCCUGUCCAAGAUAUGCUCAUCAACUAGUUUUUGAUGAAAUUCAAAAGGUUCAUUAUUUGUUUGGUGGAAACCCUGGUAAAACGCAACUGCCUCAAUUACGACUUGAUGAUUUUUGGGUUUUAUUGCUAGAAAAACCUACACGUCAGGAAACAUUACGAUACUGUCAGUAUUUAGUUAGGAAAUUAAAAUAUGAAGAAAUCACAAAAAUAAAUCCAAUCUAUGCUUUGCAAUAUUUGCAAAAUCACAUUUCAGAAGUUAUAGAUCAUAACGAUCCGGUUCAAUUAAAUAACUUCCACAAACUCGCAUCAUUGUUGUUCAAAGGUGAGGAUGAUGUUUUAGAUGAAAAAUCUCAAUUAAUGACUAUUCCUGUUGAAAAUAAACCAACAAGAAUUUCUUCAUUUUAUGUGGAAAACGAGAUAUUAUCUAAAUCUUCUUCCUUUUAUAACACUAAGGAGGAGCAAUUACCUUUAUUACCUAAUAAUACAAAUGCAACAGAUUGUAAGUCAGAAGAUGUUGCUAUGUCCACAGAUGACUCCUCCAUACAAUCAACAGAAGAUAUAAGUACUCCAUCUACAUCAUCAGUAUCAAGUCCAUUAAUUCAUCAAACAAUUUCUACUCAGUCUAUUGAAAAUAAUAUGCAUCAGCAACAGAAUCAACAUUUACAACAACGGCAACAAUAUCAUGAAUUCAUUCCUCAUACAUCACACACAUCAUUAUCAGGUGUUGGAGCGGGAGAUGACACCUACGAAUUGUAUCGAAAAUGUGGCGGAAAAAGAAGUCGUGAUGAUUAUAAUUUUGAAAUAAAAACACGAAGAACAUAUUUAUUCAAUAAAAUUGUUGAAUUAAUGCCAAAUCAUAUGGUUCAGCCGAAAGGACAUUUAAGUGAUUUCGUAUUAAUUUGAAAUUAUUAAUUGUUAAACAAGACAAUUAUAUUGUACGUAAAUAAGCAAAUAGAAAUUUAUGAUUUUUACAUUAAAAACUCGUAUAUAUACCUAUAUAAUUAACUAGAACUUUAAGAAAAAGUUCAAUAAAUUUAAUAAUUUUUUUUUCUUGUUAAUUAAAUAUGUUUAAUAAAAAUAAAUGAGAAAUGACGAUUUAUUAUGUAUAAUGUAUUUAACUCAGUAUGUAUAUUAUAUGUAUAUAUUAAUAUAUUUUUUAAAAUAGUGAAACUACAUAAACUGCUAAAUGAAUAAAAUAGUCAAUUUAUUCUUAAUUUAAAUUUUGCAAAUUUGUGCAUAUUUUUUCGCAAAAUUUUGUAUGUAUCAAUAAGUUACUAUAAACAAGAAAAACUCGGAAAUUCUAUGGAAUUUAAACAAUAAGUUGAAAUUUAUGACUGAAAAAGCGUUAUGCAAAAUAGGAACUGAUAAAAUAAAAUAAAAAUGUUUUUUAAAAAAAAAACGAAAAUAAAAAAAAAAUUAGCAUUUCAAAAUAAUUGACGGUUUUAAUUGUAAGAAAUUUCUUAAAUUUUUCUUUUUCUUUUAAUCUCUUGGAUUUAAAUUGCGUUUUUUUUUCGACAUUGAUUUGAGCAACUCAAAUCUUAAAAUUUUUCUAAAUUUACAAAAUUUUGAAAUGUUUAGUAAAAUAUUUUACACAAUUUUGCAAAUAUUUCAUAUGUAUGUUACUAAUCAAAACAUUAAUUUUAAGCAAAAAGUUUAUAACCUAAACACA